AUGGAUGGAGAGAAGAAAACCUAUGGUAGCUGUGAAGGCCUAUCUUCUGAUGAUCAUGAAUUUACUGUAAAAAGAGAACAUGCACUACCAUUGGGAACAAUAAAAGCCAUGUUGAGUGGGCCAGGUCGGUUUGCAGGGAAUGAAAUCAAUGAGGUCAGUUUUAGAGAGAUCCCUUUACACGUGCUAUCAAAAGUACGCAUGUAUUUUACCUACAAGGUUCACUACACUAACAGCUCUACUGAGAUUCCCGAAUUCCCAAGUGCACCUGAAAUUGCACUGGAACUGCUGAUGGCUGCCAACUUCCUAGAUUGUCAAAUAAAAUAAAUUAUAAUAAA
This is a messenger RNA of Jaculus jaculus (lesser Egyptian jerboa), 335 nucleotides long. RefSeq names its product elongin-C-like. The record is from RefSeq and is a predicted model, not a curated record. The coding region runs from base 1 to 324 and encodes 107 amino acids. Gene Ontology annotation, molecular function: protein-macromolecule adaptor activity. Gene Ontology annotation, cellular component: elongin complex. Lineage: Eukaryota; Metazoa; Chordata; Mammalia; Rodentia; Dipodidae. The transcript has 2 exons. Gene Ontology annotation, biological process: ubiquitin-dependent protein catabolic process.